Molecule: messenger RNA, 4636 nt
Organism: Electrophorus electricus (electric eel)
Lineage: Eukaryota; Metazoa; Chordata; Actinopteri; Gymnotiformes; Gymnotidae
Source: RefSeq, a predicted model, not a curated record
UCCAGUCCUCUUCAGAUAGCUCAGCUAGAUACAAUUGCGUUUGGCAUCAGUAGUGCGCAGAUCUUAGAUCUUUGUGGGUUGUGACACUCUCGGAAACAAACCGGAGGGCAGGGGCGUAUAAUCACGCAUCUCAGAGUUGAGUUUCCACGCGCCAUCAUUCCAGGACUGUGACGGAGGAGGACCCCUCAGGAUGGCCACCAUUCCAGAGUACUAUGCAGGAAAGAGUGUGCUGAUCACGGGCGCCACGGGCUUUAUGGGGAAGGUUCUGCUGGAGAAGCUGCUGCGCUCCUGCCCCGGGGUCAAAACCACCUACGUGCUGGUCCGCUCCAAAGCGGGCCAAUCACCCAGCGCUCGUGUCGCAGACAUGAUCAACUGCAAACUGUUUGACAGAUUAAGAGAGGAACAGCCGGAUUUUGCCGAGAAGAUCGUGGCAGUGAACAGUGACCUGACCCAGCCGGAUCUGGAUCUCAGCAGGGAGGACCAGGACAAGCUCACAGGCUGUGUCCACAUCGUCUUCCACUGCGCCGCCACCAUCCGCUUCAACGAGCCCCUCAAGGACGCCAUGCAGCUGAACGUGCUGGCCACGCAGAAGAUGGUGAGCCUCGCCCACAGGAUGAAAAACCUGGAGGUCUUCAUCCACGUCUCCACGGCCUAUGCGAACUGCGACCGCGAGCUGAUUGAGGAGGUGGUCUACCCGCCCCCCGUGGACUACAGGAAGCUCAUAGAUACACUGGAGUGGAUGGACGAUAAACUGGUCAGCCUGAUGACCCCAAAGCUGAUCGGGGAGCGACCCAACACGUACACGUACACCAAAGCGCUGGCGGAGUACCUGGUGCAGCAGGAGUGUGGAAACCUCAAUGUGGCCAUCGUCCGGCCGUCUAUAGUGGGAGCCAGCUGGAAAGAGCCCUUCCCUGGCUGGAUAGAUAACUUCAACGGUCCUAGUGGGAUAAUCAUUGCUGCUGGGAAAGGCAUCUUGCGCACCAUGCGAGCGUCCAACACCGCCAUUGCUGACCUUGUACCCGUGGACGUGGUCAUCAACACCACGCUGGCUGCGGCUUGGUACUCUGGUUCCCAGAGACACACCAGGCCUAAAAGUGUGUUGGUGUACAACUGCACGACGGGUGCGAUCAACCCCUUCCGCUGGGGGGAAGUAGAGUACCAUGUUAUAUCUACUUUCAAGAGGAACCCCCUCGAGCAGGCUUUCAGACGGCCCAAUGUAAAUCUCACAUCCAAUCACCUAAUCAAUCAGUACUGGAUUGCUGUAAGCCAUAAGGCACCAGCAUUCCUCUAUGAUCUGUGCCUCAGGAUAACGGGAAGGGAGCCCAGGAUGAUGAAGACGAUAACACGGUUGCACAAGGCCAUGGUGGUGCUGGAGUACUUCACCAGCCACUCGUGGGUCUGGAAUACAGACAACGUGACCAUGCUCAUAAACCAGAUGGGAGCUGAAGACAGGAGGGUGUUUAACUUUGAUGUCAGACAGUUGCACUGGGCAGAAUACAUGGAGAAUUACUGCAUGGGCACAAAGAAAUAUGUGCUGAACGAGGAGUUAUCAGGCCUGCCAGCCGCACGCAAACACCUGACCAAGCUGCGGAACAUCCGCUACACGUUCAACACAGUGCUGGUGGUCCUGCUGUGGCGUGUCUUCAUCGCCCGUUCCCAGAUGGCACGCAACAUCUGGUACUUCGUGGUCAACCUGUGCUUCAAGUUCCUCUCCUACUUCAGGGCGUCCAGCACCAUGAGAUACUGAAACCCCCCACUCCACCCCCCCCACCCCCUCUCUCUGCUGCUUUCUCUGGCCUGUGAUAGCUAUGCAUACGCUACAGCUCAGCAAAGCUCUGGACUCCAGAGCACCCUUCUUCCCCCCUCCCCCCACCCCCCACCCCACCGUUAGGGUCAAACCCGGCCAGUCAAGUCCAUGUGGGCUUCUUGCCUUGGCCGUUUAAUAGGAAGCAGGACUGGUUGGGGCUCGAGUCAUGUAAGGCGCUAACACCGCCAGGGCUCUGAACGUUCUUGCCGAGACUGCCUAAGCAUCGACUGUACGUCCGCCAACUCCUGACCACAAGGAGGCGCCUGGCAAACGUCCAUUUUCACGGUUUACACUCGUUUAUGACAUUUUUUCCCCCCAACCUUAUCCAAUCAUGUACAAGGCAGGAAAAUAAGGAAUUUGCUAACUGAAUCACUGCUCUGUGCCUAGGAGUCUAAUUCCUGAUUACACCUGGUUUAUGAUGGGCUUACACUCCCCUCCAGCUCCACUUACCUCUCCUAGUUUGUCAACCCCUUUUUUCCCCCUUUUGCCCUGUAUUUUUAGUUUAUGUAUUUAAUUUGUUUUUUUCCUCAUAUUCAGUUAUUGGCCGCUAGGGUUUACUGUAAGGGGCAGGUCAUUGUAACAGUAUUGUGCUAACAGUUAUCCAGUCUUACAGGUUGUGUUGUGUUGCCCCCUAUCACAUGUUGCGAUUUGAUUAACACACUAACUUUGUGGAUGCUGUUUUACGUUUUUGUGUGCUUAGCGACGGUUCUGUUUUCUGGAGAGCUUGAGGAGGACGUUCUGUGAUACAGUUCCUGUCUUCUGUGGCUCUGGCAGAUGAGGUCUAUUAUCUCAGUGAAUAAAGUAAGCUUUAGUUAGCUCUGUAGGUAUAGCAGGGCAGGACUGGGCCCUUCUCGUUGGUUGGAUGGAUGUUUGUCUCUGUGUCCUGUGUCCUCCAAUUUAGAAUCAUUUAUCUUUCUUUGAAAUUAAUCACAGUUUCUGGCUCUAACUUAUUUUUCUGCUUUUGUAUGUGUUGCAUGUAAACAUGUCGUCAUUAGUAGGUCCCUAUGACAGAAUGUUUCCUUUCUGCUCAAGGUCUUUAAGUCCCAUAGCUGUGAUUUUUGUCCUCUUUAUUGUGAUUUGGUCACCACACUGUAUAGCAGAUCCAUCAGUUCAGUACUGUUAUCGUAGGAGGCUGGAGACCAUCAGACAGGACAUCUCGGUCGGGAAUCUGUCUUGAAUGUAGCUGAAACUUUGCAGAGGAAAAAAAGCAAUCAUUUUCUACCCAUUUGUGUACAAGCGUUUUAGAUCAUGAUAUAUACAUUGUACUAACUAAUUAUCAAGCAUUUAAUAAAUACUGAGAGACUAUUUAUUUAUGAAGGAAAGGAACGUCAGUACGUGUAAUGUAUAGCACAUGCUGUUGUCCUCCAGGUCUGCGCGUAACAGGUCCUCAUUGUGCUCAGAUUUCUGUGCACGGAUGCCUGUUAGCGCGUGGACCGUGGAACGCCACACUGGGGUUGGGUGUGGAGGACUGCGUGGCCCAGCCUCCAGCGCGCUUACGUCAGGAAGGGCCGCGUCCCGCACGAACAGCCACACCGAGUGGAGCUGCUCUUCAGGGGUUCCUGCUUAAAGAGGAAUUUCACCCAAAUGUUGAUUUAUUUAUUUAUUUUUUGUUGUUUUUGAAGGCAGUUUAACAAUAUAACAAAGGAUCUUGUCCAUAUUCAAGUCUAAAUAAUUUUAGUAUGAAAACAGCAAGUUGUUAGUGAAACCACCACAGAGAGUCCCAAUGAUUCAGAUGGUGGUGAAGACUUUAAUAUUGUGUGUGUUUGUUUUGGAAAAAUUAUUCCAAAUAUGUGGUGGGUUGAAAACAAAUCUUUAUAACAAGCCAGUGUUUUGUAUUAGUAGAAUAGCAUUAAUGUCGGUCAGAGAUUUGUAAGGUUGGGUGAUGGGGAGGUGGUUGUCCCAAGCGUUGAUGUGGAUUAUUUCUGAUGGUUUUUAUCAUUUAUAUUCUGAUCUAAUACAGUUCCAUUAAAUGAGUAGUAAUGUGUGGCGUCGUCGUAGUGAGGGCUGGUCAGUUUAUGGUUCAGUGAAAUCCAGCUUGCAGGAACUGAGAGUGAAUGUUGAAAGUUUCAAGAAAGAGGCAGCAAUAGUCACCAAAAUAGUGAAGCAUGACUCUCACUCCUGUGGAAAAGAGACUUUGUAAGGGCCUUCGUAAGACCCAGAGAAGGAUUCUGGAAAGUGCAUUGCAGUUCCUUUUAAUAAAACAAGGAUACUAUUUAUAUACAAGUAAACAGCACAGGAACAUUUAAAAAAGAUAUUUUUCUAAGCCCAUGACAUCAAAAGCUCAAAGCGUAUAAAUAAUCCUUUUUCCUUUUUUUAACAAUUCUGUUAGAAUUAUCUAGAAUUUUAUGAAAUCUACCUUUGCGUGCAAUUCCUCUUGUAUAACUAGUGAUAGAAGUCUUUUGUGCUUCUUCUAAACUCGUUACAUUUGUAUACUUCCUCUGACGCACUGGUGAAUGCUGGGGCCUUGAUGUGACAGACCGUGUGAGGAAGACCUCAUUCCAAAGGGCGUUUGACAGCUGUGAUAUUACCAGGGUUUCUCUCCUGCUGCAGCAGAGGCAAUCAGAUACUGAGGCUUUGACAAAGCCAAUACACGGUCAUUGUCUCUUCUUUUCUGUUUGUCUGCCUUAUCUGAACGUCAUUUGGCUUUCCCUAAGGUUAACACAUUGAGUCAGGUGAACUGUGAGCAGGUUUCUGAGCAACUGCAAGUCUGUCUGGCUGUGUUAAGUUUUCCUGGAGGGAUAUUAAUUGCCACAGUCAAUGUCGAAAGGCAAAAAUCAAUGGGUGCCUUGUGUUUGUAAAACCAAAUAAAUAAAUAAACUGUGAAAUCCA